Messenger RNA from Myxozyma melibiosi, 1649 nucleotides. RefSeq lists its product as uncharacterized. Lineage: Eukaryota; Fungi; Ascomycota; Lipomycetes; Lipomycetales; Lipomycetaceae. The record is from RefSeq and is a predicted model, not a curated record. Gene Ontology annotation, cellular component: ERMES complex; SAM complex. Gene Ontology annotation, biological process: establishment of mitochondrion localization; mitochondrial outer membrane translocase complex assembly; protein insertion into mitochondrial outer membrane. The transcript is spliced from 4 exons. The coding region runs from base 282 to 1577 and encodes 431 amino acids.
GGCUGUGGCGGUGCUGGAAAUGUGGCUGGUGCAACUCCUGAAAAUCAAAGACCUCGAAGAGAAGGAAGCUGGUGUGCUGAGUGUGGGUUCGAGAGCGUACGAUUGCUUGACUAUUACAUGUGUGAUAUUUGCAGAGAUUAGGAACGUGCGGGUAUCAUGAAUACUGGUCUAUAUUAGGGCAAGAUCAAUCAGCGACACCGUGUGGCUUUGUGCACUUGCUCCGUCUACAACCAUCAUCAGCUCUAUCAGUCGCUCAUUCUUCAUUCAAACUGGACUGGGCAAUGCGAUCCUACUUGGAGCACAUCCUCGGCAGCUUCUACGCGGCCACAGGAUGGAACGUCGACAAUCACUAUGCGAACCUCACUGCCAGCUCUCGAGAUCUGCUCGACUUUGAGUUACCGUCUGGGUUUAUCCUAAACGUAUCCUCUUUACCCACCGGAAGUUCAGCAUCAUCCGGCACGCUCAAAAAUCUCGGCGGCGUGGUCGAUGGCGCGAUAUCGUAUUUCUAUAGUUCUCCGCAAAACAUACUUCUCGAGAACAAGCUGCGCUCCGAAAGCGUUGAUUUGACUGACUUUCUAUGUGGCUACCAUCAACUCCAUCUUCCUGAACCUGCAGAGGAUCCGGUGUAUAGAGAGAUGUGGAGAGGAGGACGGCGAGUUGAUUCCAAAUACUCGCUGCUUUAUGGGAAAUUAUACUUGCCCGGAAACACGUUAGAAUCCAUGCUCAUCCGUCAAUUUACACCUACAGACCAGAUUGUUGUGUCUGCUGUUAGCGACAAACGAAUUCAGAACGGGGGAGCACUCAUGGCACAGCUGCAACACAACUCAGGCCGCUGGUGCAGUGAAAUGAUAUAUAGCUCUCAUGAAGCACUUUUGGGUUUCAGAGGCUUGUAUAAUUUCUCUGUUGACUCUCAUUUGCCCGAACUCCCUUCAGGAAUCGCAAGUAUCCCAGGUCUUUCGGCGUCUUCGUUGCUAUUCCAGCCGCAGCAGUCCUGGUUUUCCGCCGGAGGCGAGAUCUAUUACGGAGCACUCAACAAGGCAGCCGGGGUUUCGAUCGGACUGCGAUAUGCCACCACCUCUUCUUUGGUAGGCACUCCUACCACUACUACAUUUACACUAAACCCGGUCAUGGGCCAGAUGUCGGUUGCCUACGCAGUGCAGGCCUCGACGAGCACCUCAUUCGCCAGCAGAUUUGACUUCAAUGCUUUUUCGUACGAGAGCAAUCUUACUCUGGGAUUUGAGCUUUGGAAGAACAAAAACUCUCGCGAUGAAAUUGAUGACUUUAUCGUCUCGGCGCCUGCGAUAACAGAUCGCAGCGGGGAUCAGAGUGAAGCAAAGACAGAAACGCCGGAAACCUUGCAGCCAGAAGUAACUGCCGAGGGUGCGGACACAACACAGCCGAUUUCAAUGAUAGAUGACUCAGUGUGGAAAAUCCGAGUAGCUACAGACUCUCCGUCCGUCAGGCUUCUCUGGGAAGGCCGAAUAAAGGCGUUUUUAUUCAGUGUCGGAGCCGAUAUAAGUCUACAUCGGGACCAAGGUAUGAAGACGUUUGGGUUAGAACUCCAAUACGCUGCAUGAGUGUUGUACUACAUUGAAAUAGCAUAGUUGGAUGGUAUUUUGUAUAUUACAUAUUCGAUAAUCACAUCUCGU